AUGAAUUAUAUUGAUUAAGGUUCAGCACUGUCUAGAAAAGUUCCAAAUAGAAAAUUAUCAAAAAAGAAUUCUUUAUUUUAUUAGGUAUGAAUAUAGAAUUUUACAAAAUUAGUAAUCAGUAUUAGAGAAUGAAGAGUUUCUAUAAAAGUAUGAAAAGAAUGUUGAUCAAUUGUAGACAGUAAUAGAAGAGCCUGAAUUGAAAGAAGUCAUAUAGAGUAGAAAUGAGAAAUUCUUUUAACUUUUAGAAUAAAUCAUAAAGGUUGAAUCAUCAAUAAAGGACUUUGCAAAAGGGUAAAGGAAUAGGUUUACAUAGAUAUCAAAAGUUUGGAUUUAUAGUGUCAGAUAAUGGAAUUACAUAUAGAGAAUGGGCUCCAAAUGCUUAAGAGUUAAAAUUGAAUGAGUACAGUUGUACAACUGACAAUGGUGGUAAUUGGGAAGUAUUUAUACCAAAGGAUGAUGAUGACAAUCAUUAAAUAGUGCAUGGAAGCACAUUAACAACAUAUUGCAAUGAUUUAUAGAGAGUAUCAGUUUGGAGUUAGGUUAAAAAUGGAGAAUAAGCAAUAUUUUGGAAUCCUGAAAACAAAUAUGAAUUCUAAUAAUAAUAAUUAUAAUAAAAAUAAUUAAGUAAAGGAUUAAAAAUAAAUAAAUAAAGUAUUAAUUAACUAUAAAAUAUACCUGGAUAUAAUGCAAUAUUAAUAACCUAAUAAGUUUUGAUGGCUUUAGAUAUAAAUUAAAUAAAUCCUGAUGAUUUAAAAAAGACCAUUGAUAAUCUUCAUCAAUAAGGACUAUUAAUUUUGAUGGAUAUAGAUCAUUAAAUCAUUGGAUAAUAUUUAAAAAGUUGGGAUGGAAGUGAAUUUUAAUAUGUUCGUGAAGGAACAGAUUAAUUAGAUUAUGGAAAAUGGGAAGUAUUGAGAUUAUUACUCUCAAAUCUUUCUUUUUGGAUCACAGAAUAUUAGAUAGAUGGAUUCAAGUUUUCAAAUAUAGAUCUUACUGAUGAUAUUGAUAUUGCAGUCUAUUUAAUGUUGGCUAAUGAUUUGAUACAUGAUUUAUUGCCAAAUGGAAUUAAUAUCAUAAAUAGUUUUGAAUAUCCUGCCUUAUGUAGAACUAUUAAGGAAGGUGGAUUAGGUUUUGAUUUCAAACUUUCCUAAUCUCAAACAAAGUAAUAUUUACCAAACACACUUUUCGAAAUCACUGGGGAUUAAAUAUAAGUACAAUAACUAAAUGCUUUAUUAUUUGGAUAAGUAAAUAAUAAUAAAAAUAUAUCUAGGGAGUGAUUUCAGAUGGAAAAGAUAAUAACUUGAUGUUGAUAGAAUCCUAGAUUGGAUGGUUAGAAACUGAAUUUGCAGAAAUUAAUGUAAUUGAUUUUGUCAUCGAAGUUAAGAGAUCUAAAUAUAUAUUUUUGUUAAAUCUCACUAAUUAAGUAAGAGUUUAAUUUCAAUGUUAUAGAAUAGAACAAUUAAAUUGAAUUACAAAAUUAAUAAAGUCUUAAAUCAUGAAGGAUACAAUUGGAAAUAAAUUGAUGAUAAUAAUACAGAAAUAUAGAUUCAAUCAUAAUAUGGAUUGAUCAUUGAAUGA
Messenger RNA from Paramecium pentaurelia, 1575 nucleotides. The record is from the annotation of a GenBank genome assembly. NCBI's taxonomy places the organism in Eukaryota, Ciliophora, Oligohymenophorea, Peniculida, Parameciidae.